AUGCCGCCGUCAGGCUCCAACGAGGGUCCACCGGCCUUCUUCGUGGCCUUCGAAGACUAUACCUUCAACAGGUCGCUGUCGGUCCCGGACAACUUCAAGACGCUCGCCGCCAAACGCGGCUGGGGCGUGGGCUCCAAGCUUUGGCAUCGCCAGUGGAAAGCUUGCUUCGGCCGCGCGUACGCCGCCGACCAGGACCCGUUCGACUUCUUCAAGACCUUCUCCGGCUACCGCGUCGACCGCGCGACCUCCGUCCUUGAGAACUUCAAGCGCCUUGCCAUUCGCCGUCACUGGGGUGCGGGCUCCAAGCUCUGGCGCCGCCAGUGGCGCGCCUGCUUCGGUACCGUCUACACCAACGACGACAACCCUUUCAAUGGUGAUGGAGAUAGCUUCGCCGGCACCGCUGACUCGUCCGCUGCUUUCAAGCCCGACCACACCGCGACGCUGGAAACCGAAUUCAAGCGUAUGGCGCUGCAUGAAGGCCUCAAGCCCAGCGAUGACAACUACGCCGAACGCCGCACCCACUUCUACCAGCAGGAGUUUACCCGCUUCUUCGGCAACGACAAGCUGCGCAACCUCCAGAAGCUCUGCCGCAUUAUCGACGUCCCGGUUGGAGAUACCAUCACUCAAUGCAAGAAGGCACUUCAAGACCUGGACGUGAUGAUCAACCUUGUCAACCUGAUCAACCACAUGCGCACUCUGCCUCCCGAGCAGACUCUUGACAACAUGGCUGUGUUGGAAGUCGCUGCCAAAGAGUUUGCCGGCCCGUGCAAAGAGGUGGGGCUGAUCAGGUUUGAGAGCUGGGAAGCCUUCAGUAGAUACACUAAGCGCAAUCCCUUCCCUAAGAGAGCCGCGAAGGCCAACGGCUUCGUCAACAACUUGCUGCGGGAGAUGCAGAAGCUGUCUUCGCGCUGCACUGCGUAA
Lasiodiplodia theobromae is the source of this 921-nucleotide messenger RNA. RefSeq lists its product as uncharacterized. The record is from RefSeq and is a predicted model, not a curated record. The coding region runs from base 1 to 921 and encodes 306 amino acids. The transcript is spliced from 2 exons. Lineage: Eukaryota; Fungi; Ascomycota; Dothideomycetes; Botryosphaeriales; Botryosphaeriaceae.